AAAUUAGUAAAUGAGACAUUCCAGAAGCUCUGGUUUACUCCAACUCCACACCAUGACAAAGAAGCAAUGACCAGGAAAAUACUAAACAUCACCGAUGUGGUUGCAGCUUGUAGAGAUACAGGAUAUGAUUGGUUUGAACAGCUUCUUCAAAAUCUGUUGAAGUCAGAAGAGGAUGCCUCAUAUAAACCUGUGAAGAAAGCCUGUACUCAACUUGUUGACAAUUUGGUUGAGCACAUUCUUAAAUAUGAGGAAUCCUUAUCAGAUUCUGACAACAAAAGUGUGAAUUCUGGUCGCUUGGUUGCUUGCAUAACGACUUUGUUCCUAUUCAGCAAAAUCAGGCCCCAGCUAAUGGUCAAACAUGCCAUGACCAUGCAGCCAUACCUGACCACUAAAUGUAGUACCCAGAAUGAUUUCAUGGUGAUCUGCAAUGUUGCAAAAAUCCUAGAACUUGUAGUGCCACUAAUGGAGCACCCAAGUGAGACCUUUCUUGCCACUAUUGAGGAAGACCUCAUGAAACUCAUCAUCAAAUAUGGCAUGACGGUUGUUCAGCAUUGUGUGAGCUGUCUUGGGGCUGUUGUGAACAAGGUCACUCAGAACUAUAAAUUUGUGUGGGCCUGUUUUAAUAGAUACUAUGGUGCACUUUUGAAAUUAAAAAGUCAACACCAAGAAGACCCCAACAGUACAAUACUUACUGCCAAUAAACCAGCACUCCUUAGAUCACUUUUCACUGUUGGAGCAUUGUGUCGGCAUUUUGAUUUUGAUCAGGAAGAUUUUAAGGGCAACAGUAAGGUUAAUAUUAAGGAUAAAGUACUUGAACUGCUGAUGUAUUUUACAAAGCAUUCAGAUGAAGAAGUACAGACAAAAGCCAUUAUUGGCCUUG
Molecule: messenger RNA, 880 nt
Organism: Phaethon lepturus (White-tailed tropicbird)
Lineage: Eukaryota; Metazoa; Chordata; Aves; Phaethontiformes; Phaethontidae
Product: nipped-B-like protein
Exons: 8
Biological process (GO): regulation of gene expression; heart morphogenesis; brain development
Cellular component (GO): Scc2-Scc4 cohesin loading complex
Molecular function (GO): chromatin binding
Source: RefSeq, a predicted model, not a curated record